This is a messenger RNA of Sinocyclocheilus anshuiensis, 1107 nucleotides long. Its product is annotated as hereditary hemochromatosis protein-like. Gene Ontology annotation, biological process: immune response. Gene Ontology annotation, cellular component: external side of plasma membrane. The transcript has 7 exons. The record is from RefSeq and is a predicted model, not a curated record. Bases 160 to 1107 code for a protein of 315 amino acids. Lineage: Eukaryota; Metazoa; Chordata; Actinopteri; Cypriniformes; Cyprinidae.
UCUAGCCACUGAGUUUCAGUCUCUUAUUCAUAAGGAAUAAUAUUUUCUAUAAGAACCCUGCUGAGGGGAGGGAAUAGAGAACAAAGCCACAACAAAAACUGGACUCAGAGAUGUCAGGACUCCCCACGAUCCUGGGGAAUAACUGGUGACAACAAGGCAAUGUUGUUCUUCCUCUUGUUCUUGUUGCUGUCCUCUCUGGUGGCUUUGCACGCGGAAUACUCCGGGCAUCACAGUUUGAUCAUAUAUGUGACAUUCGCUCCCGGUCAUCAAUAUCUACCUAAAUACUCAUCAUAUGGCAUGCUUGAUGAUUACAGAGUAUUUACUUAUGACAGCAUCUCUGACGUAUUUUCACAUCCCUUUGGCCAACUGGAAUCUCUGUCCACUGUCUGGAGAGAUCUUAGGGAUUGCACAAACUUUAAAACGGGCUAUUUCAACCUGCUUUCAAGAUAUGCAAAUUUAACCUUCGGGUUGAAAGGUCCACUCUUGCAGUUAAUGUAUGGCUGUCAGCUGAGCCAUAAUGGAACGUCAAGUGGACUGUAUCAUUUUUCAGUCAAUGGAGAGUAUAGUCUCUCUAUGGAUAUGGACAGCCCUCAAUGGUACUCAUAUCUGCCACAAGAUCUGGACAUUAAGAACAUUCUAAACAGGUUUGAGCUCUGGAACCACAAUAAUCUCAUAUACAUUCAUCGGGAUUGUGUUCCUCGACUCAAGAAGUUCUAUGAACACAGUAGAACAAUACUUGACCAGAAAGUUCGCCCUGAAGCUGUGAUCAGUCAUAAGCGUGCUGGAGCUCUUAACUGUGUGGUGACGGGAUUUUACCCUAAAGAUAUCACUGUAGAGUGGAUGGUUAAUGGACAGCCAGCCUUAGAUGGGAUAUCAACAGGCUUCCUGCCAAAUCAUGACCAAACAUACCAAAUUCAUGUGACAAUUCUGUUAUCUGACGCUACACAAAACUACUCCUGUCAAAUAAAGCACAGCAGUCUUCGAGAACCGAUGGUCCUUACAUGGGAUGCUUCCUCAAGUAUGACUGAUGAAAAAACUUCUCUGCACAUUGGUUUUAUUGCAGGACUUAUCGCAAUGCUUACACUAAUAGGUGAAAGUGAACAGUGA